Messenger RNA from Medioppia subpectinata, 1546 nucleotides. NCBI's taxonomy places the organism in Eukaryota, Metazoa, Arthropoda, Arachnida, Sarcoptiformes, Oppiidae. The record is from the annotation of a GenBank genome assembly.
GUGGCCAAAACGCGGGUUCAACGCACGGAUCAGUCGAGCGAUGAUCGGACCAAAUGUGAACAAUGUCUGCAAACGUUUGGCUCGACUAUUAAACUCUCGAAGCAUAUCCGAAAGGCUCACAGAGAUCUAUACGAUAGACUGACCCAGAAGUUCAUCUGCACCGCCGAUGGAUGUGGUCUUCAGUUCAAGAAAUUCUGUUCAUUAUUACUCCAUAAAACGAGACAUUUCGGUGAAAAGCAAUUUAAAUGUGCGGACACUUACCCGGACUGUGAGUGGAGUUUCUAUACGGCCGGUGAGCUCAGAAACCAUCAAAUCGGCGCCCAUUCGCCGCAACAACUGUUUCAUUGCGAUUGGAUUGGAUGUAAUGAAUGCUUUAAAAUUAAGUCUGAUUUAGAUAUACACAAGACUUAUAAACACAACGACUCGGAAACCAAUUUACAAUUGUUGGACACAUCGGACGACGCGUUUAAUAACUUUGUGCCGAAUAAGACUUAUCUGAAGAUAGACUUCAAUUGCCACUAUUCGCCGAUCAAACACACGAAGACCAACAAUAUCUUGAGAUAUAUCUGUAAUUAUCGUUAUUGUGAGUUCAAAGCGGUGGCGUUGGAUCGCAUCGUGGAUCACAUCCAACGUCUUCACUACGACAAGAGUCCGAUGAAGUGCGAGGAAUGCGAUGACAUGUUUUGGACACAGAAAGAGCUCAUCAAUCAUAUUAAACCCAAUCACAGCUCUAUUUACGAUCAAACGAGUCGUGCGUUUAAAUGCAAUCAAUGUUCGCUCACUUUUGAUAAAUACUGCAAACUAACGACCCAUAGAUUAAGACAUUCGGGCGACAAGAAGUUCAAGUGUUCGGAUCAGUUCCCGGACUGUCAAUGGAGUUUCUAUACGAUAGGAGAGUUGAAGAACCAUCAACUCUGGGCUCACAGUCCGGACCUGAACUUUGUGUGCGAUUGGGCUGAUUGUGGCAAACGGCCGGGAUGCGAAUCAAAGUUUGUGAGAGAGCCGGCGCUCCGAUUACACAUCACGAGCCAUACGGGCGUCAAAGACUUUGUGUGCGAUUGGCCAGAAUGUGGUCACGCUUUCCGAUCGAAAUCAAACCUACGAAUGCACUACACGUCACACAUUAAUGAUAGACGCUUUCAGUGCGAAUGGUAUACCAUUUCAAAGCCCGGCUGUGAGUCCCGGUUCCUCAAUAAGAUACAACUCCGGCGUCACUAUCUGUGCCAUAAGAGUGUCGGUGACUUUGCCUGUCCGUGGGAUAACUGCGGCAAAAAACUCAAAUCUAAAUUUUCAUUGAAUCUGCAUUUGAUGGCACACAGGGGUGAGAAGCCGGUGAAGUGCGCGGCUCUGGACUGCGAUAUGCGGUUCACUGAGAGAAGCCAAAUGAGAAAACACUUCAAACGAAAGCACCUCAAUAUCAGAUGCAAAUAGAGUGCCCAAACGCCCCGCACAUUGUACCGCACUAUAACUCACCUGGAUGAACUAGCAUAUAAUUUUACAAUAUCAUGCAGCAUGAUUCAUGCUCGUAUGUACUGUAUUACCAUCG